Triticum urartu is the source of this 1098-nucleotide messenger RNA. Its product is annotated as protein ECERIFERUM 2. Gene Ontology annotation, molecular function: acyltransferase activity, transferring groups other than amino-acyl groups. Lineage: Eukaryota; Viridiplantae; Streptophyta; Magnoliopsida; Poales; Poaceae. The record is from RefSeq and is a predicted model, not a curated record.
CACCCAACCGACCGAGUGCCGAAAAUGGCUGCCAUGCCGGUUGCACUUGCACCACAAAUGCACAUCGUGUCCGUACAGACGGGUUUGCCGACUCGUGUCGUCGAGCCCGAAAGGACCCGUCUCAUCGCCGUGGCCACGCCGCCGCUAUCCGAGACCGUGCUGCAGCAUCGCCUCCGCGCGGUGCUCUACUACCGCACCGACGACGCUCCGUGGGAGGAAGGUAUUUGGGUGAAGGAGUCGCUGGGCGAGGUGCUUUGCUUCUUCCCAGAGAUAGCAGGCAGGCUCCGGCGCGGCACCAGCGGGUCCUGGGGUGUAAAACUUAAUGAUGCAGGAGUGAGGUUCCAGCAGGCGACGGUGGAGGUGACCAUGGAGGAUUUCCUGGCCGACCAGGGGAGGAACGAAGCAGCGCUGGCGCCGUGGAUCAACGUGACUGCGGAGACACCUGAUAUGUGCUCGCUCCUCUUCAUGCAGCUGAGUCAAUUUCAGGGCGGAGGAUACGCCAUCGGCGUGAGCUGCACGGUGCUUCUGUCCGACCCGCUGUCGCUGGCAAGGUUCCUCCUGACGUGGGCGCGGAAGCACAGGGACAUGAAGGCGCAGAACAAUAUCGUCCAAAGGCCCAUGAUGCAGUACAUGGCAUACAUCCAGAGGCCGGAGAUUUGCAGCAAGCGUGUCAGGUCAUUCCCAAUCGACUCUGUCGCCGCCGAUGGCACCAAUGCCCAGACCAUGCUCUUCAGGACCCCCGGCGGCUACGAGACAGGCGACCUCCGUGCACUUGCCGCGGCAUGUAUCAACCGGGCGAGCAAUGAGCUCAGGGUUGACAGGCCUUUGCGGUUCACGCUCAUCGUCGCGCCUCGAAACUCCGCUCGUGGAGCUACGACAGUCGAGACGGCAGUCACGGCGGAUGACCUCAACAAGGGUGACGACGGUCAGAACCUGGAAGCUACGGUGUGGGACGAGCUCGGACUGGAGGAGCUGACUCUCAGGGGCGUCAAGCCCGUGCAUGUGUCGUACAGAAUCGUGGGAGGCGGGGACGAAGGGAUCGUCGUCAUGAUGCCUGAUGGCGAUGGUUUCCUCGUCGCGGCAACUGUUCCGAAGUAG